Styela clava is the source of this 2622-nucleotide messenger RNA. RefSeq names its product glutamate decarboxylase 1-like. Gene Ontology annotation, cellular component: cytoplasm. Lineage: Eukaryota; Metazoa; Chordata; Ascidiacea; Stolidobranchia; Styelidae. The record is from RefSeq and is a predicted model, not a curated record. Gene Ontology annotation, molecular function: pyridoxal phosphate binding; glutamate decarboxylase activity. Gene Ontology annotation, biological process: GABA biosynthetic process.
AAAUUUUCACGCGACUUCUUUUGAUAUUUAGCCUUUUAGUUGUAAUGGCUUAGUUUUCUUCGGAAAAUAAAGCAAUUUGAGACCAUAUAUAGAUCAGAAAAUACCCAUUUAGAACAUGUGAGUUUUUCGUUCUCACCUUCAAAUUUAUUCAAUCAAACUAUCUUCAAUGUAUGUCAUAAACAAGAGCCAAAUAUACAAACAGAUUGCUAUAGAUAUAACUAAAUUGGAAAUUUUGCUAAGAACUAAAUAAUGUCAAGAAAUCGAGCUUUUUCCCAGGACUGUACUUCAGCAGUCAUACAGAAUAGAAAGAUGUCCCGAAAGUUUUCUGGUGUUAUUGGAGACAGACUAAAUAUUGAAAAUAUCGUUGAACAUUCUCCGAAAACGGCAAAGGAAAAGAAAAAAGUGGAGUAUGACUUCGGAAAACUAUCUGUAGAAGACAUUUAUCCCAAAUCUAAAAGCGGAAUCAUCACAGAAGAGUUUAUGAAUGAACUGUUAAAAAUAUUGGUGCAAUACGUCCAUAAGACAUUUGAUAGAAAAUCGAAAAUACUUGAUUUCCAUCAUCCCCAUCAGUUUCUGGACGGAAUAGAAGGGUUCAGUCUAGAUUUGGACGUUGGGCCGCAAUCUCUUGAACAACUUCUUGUCGAUUGCCGGGAUACUUUGAAAUACGGAGUAAAAACAGGCCAUCCACGCUUCUUCAAUCAACUUAGUAGUGGAUUGGAUGUUAUAUCUUUGGCAGCUGAGUGGGUAACUUCAACAGCAAACACAAACAUGUUUACGUUUGAAAUUGCUCCUGUGUUCGUCUGUAUGGAAACAAUUGUUCUGCGUAAGAUGCGUCAAAUAAUUGGUUGGGAAGAUGGUGAGGGAGAUGGAAUAUUUUCUCCAGGUGGAUCUAUUAACAACAUGUAUGCAGCAAUGAUAGCAAGAAAUCUAAGUUGUCCUGAUGUGAAGAAAUUGGGAAUGAAACAUUCACCAGACAUUGUGAUGUUUGUUUCUAAACACGCACAUUAUUCCAACUCAAGACCAGCGAUAACACUUGGAAUUGGAACUGACAAUGUUAUUUUGGUUGAUGUCGAUAACAGGGGACGAAUGAAACCAUGUGAUUUAGAGAAGAAAAUUCAAACUGCAUUGUUAAAUGGAAAACAACCAUUUUAUGUCUGUGCGACUGCUGCAACAACAGUACUUGGCGCAUUCGAUCCAAUAACACCCAUUUCAGCUAUUUGCAAAAAAUAUGGAUUGUGGCUCCACGUUGACGCUGCCUGGGGUGGAGGAGCAUUGAUGUCAAAAAAACAUCAUUCUCUUCUACGAGGAAUUGAUCGAGCUGAUUCUGUUACAUGGAAUCCACACAAAAUGAUGGGAAUAACUUUGCAGUGUUCCGCACUUCUCAUCAAACACAAAAAUCUACUUGAGGAAUGUAACAAGAUGGAGGCGAGCUAUUUAUUUCAGCAAGAUAAACAUUAUGACGUAUCAUACGAUACAGGGGAUAAAACAAUACAAUGUGGAAGACACGUAGAUGUUUUUAAACUAUGGUUAUCAUGGCGAGCUAAGGGAGAUGAAGGUUUUGAAAAACAUGUCGACAAAUGCAUAGAAAUGUCAACAUAUAUGACAAAUCGCAUCAAGUCAUUAGAAGGCUUCGAACUGGUAAUGGAUAAGCCGCAAUACACAAAUGUAUGCUUCUGGUAUCUGCCACCGUGGAUGCGAACAAUGCAAAAAGAUUCUACAAGAGAUCAACUUUUGGGAAAAAUUGCACCAAUUAUAAAAGCUCGAAUGAUGGAGUGUGGCAGCACCAUGAUUGGAUAUCAACCUCUUGACGACAAAGUUAAUUUUUUUCGAUGUGUCAUCAGCAACCAUGCAGUGGAAAAAUGUGACGUCGAUUUCUUGUUGGACGAGAUUCAACGACUUGGAGAGAAUUUAAAAUUAGUCCAGUAAUUAUUUCGUCCCGAUGUCCAAGAUCGAUGAAAAAUUAUAUUUUGUCACGAGUGACCGCGUUUGAGGUUGUACAGUACAGUCCAUGCUUAGAAAUACAUAUCCAGUAUUUUUUCUAUACUUUGAAUCUAUAGGAUAAUUCUCUUUUUUCACAUUUGUAACCGCUGUUAUAUCGACCCACAUAUAUCAAAUUUUGACUGAAGCUCACGCCCAAAAUCUUCGUCCACCUUACAUAGCUUCUAUUGUAAAUUUUUUUGUCAAUUUUCGAUGACUGAACCUAUAUAUAAUUCUAUACUAAAUGCUGCCAGUGAAUUACAAGCCGACAGGCCUGACUCACUGGUCGAGAAUAGUGUUUAUGGGAUGUGGUUAAAAGCUAAUUUAUUUUAUCUCAUCUUCCACUUGAUAGUAUGCUUAAAUAUUUUUUUUCAAUUUCGUGGAAUCAUGUACAAUGUGAACGAUAAUCACAAGAGCUGUCACUGUAUUCACUCUUUAUUCUCCAAGAUCUUUCCAUGCUCAUGUAUAUGUAUUCACUACAUCAGUAGUUGUGUACGUGUAAACACAGGAUGAUUUUAUUGAUCACUGUUCUCAAGCAUUGUAAUAUGUAACAUGAGCUCUGAGCAAUAGAAAUGUUCACAUGCAUCAGCUACUUAUCAAACGUGUACAAAUAUAGAAGAAUUGCACCAUUUUCCUUUUGAAAAA